GUUGCAGGGGUCGAAUCUAAGCUCCUGACCCCGCCUCUUCACUGGUUGCUACUAGGUCACUCUCCCUGAACCGUAAGCUUUAUCAUACUCUGCUUAAAGCUAUGUAUGGAUCCUGCCUCCACUACAUCGCUCCCCAAACUAUUCCACUUCCUGACUACUCUGUGGCUGAAGAAAUACUUCCUAACAUCCUUGUGAUUCAUCUGUGUCUUCAACUUCCAACUGUGUCCCUUUGUUGCUGUGUCCCAUCUCUGGAACAUCCUGUCUUUGUCUACCUUGUCAAUUCCUCUCAGUAUUUUGUAUGUCGUUAUCAUGUCCCCCCUAUCUCUCCUGUCCUCCAGUGUCGUCAGGUUGAUACAUUUGCUGUGCGUGCAUCUGUGCAGGUUUAAUUUUUUAGACAGUCACCAGAAAUUAAUAUUUGGUUGCAGAGAACUAGCAGAAUAUGAAUCCAUGCAGAAGUCUGGAAAGAAGGGCACCAAUGACAGCAUGGGCAGCUGUGUGGGCAGUGACAUGGGUGGCUUUGACAUGGGGAGGGGUUGGUGAAGCAAUGGUGUACCAACUUCUGGGCGUUGGGAGGUGUGGCACUGCCAUCCAGGAACUUCCUGUAUUCUCCUUCAUCGGCUGUGCUGCCAUCUGUCUAUCAGAUCCAUUAUGUAAUGGGUUCUCAUCCUCUGCAAACAGCUGCGAGUCAGUAAACAUUGUGUCAGAACCCGACAUGAACCCAAACUACUCCUGUUACAUCACACAAUCACUGUACAAGAAUUUGACAAGCACUGCAACUACUACCACCAAACCACCAGUAACACAAGGUCCUGUGAUGGUGUCUAUGAGUCUGGGAGUGAGUGGAGCAAAUAUUCUGGGCUUCACUGAAGAUAAUAAUACCUUCAUCAACUUUUUGUCCUUUACUAUGUACUCAAUGCCUGUCUCCAAUCCACCAGCAGCAGUGAAAAGCACUAUCGUGAGUGGUGGCGAGACAUGUGGGACUGGCCAAGCCAUGGUGGGUAUAGGUUCUCUCCACACAAGUGACCCUGAAAAGACUGACCAGAGGAUGUACUGUGCAAAUAUGCUGAGCCCUAAAAACAUCACAAGUACUUGUGUAUCUGUACCUCUUGGUCAAGCACCACGCCCAAACUUAACUCUCACAGGCACAAACACCACAAGCUGGUACAACUGGUUGGCUUGUCAAAAUCAAUACAUAAUAACCAAAUUAAACUGGACAUUUGAUAAUAGUUCUUUAAACAGAAUUACUGACUAUAGAUACUCUGCAGUAACAUGCUGUCUGGUCCAGUAAUAAGAAUAAGCAGAAUCAGGAUGCUGAAGUCUAUAAUUUGAAGUUAAACUUGAUAGUCUAAUGUUUGGCUAAGUCUAUUCACUAAUGCAUACUGCAUAAGCAUCAAUAAUUGAUGAACCAUUUCCUGCUACCUAACUCCAACUAGCAUAAAAGUCCAUAACUGAAAAAAUAUCUACCAAAAUACUAUUAUAUUUUUUUGCUUCUUUGCAGAAGUUGAUCAAUAAAAUGUCUUAAAAGAGGGUAGUAAGUGCUGCCACUAUUUGAAGCUUUAAAAAUUAUGAUAGACUGAAUUAUGAAGAUGGGAUACAUUGAGCUUACCUACCUCCGCUUCUUUAGUUAAAGAUCACUUAGUUUGUAUUUCUUGACAAAAUGCUGUAAAACUACUUUUGCAAUUUAUCUUGUAAGCUAUACAUCAGUGCUGGUGAGGAAAUGUGCCAAAAAAUAAGGGAAACCGUAAGUGCUUCAAGAGCAGAAACAAAAAUAUUAAAGGAAGAGAAAAGAAAUGGUGUACUGAUUAAAAAUAAUUUUAAACACCAGUACCAAAAACAAAAGGUCUGUUCAAAAGAGUGGGCAGUAAAAAAAAAAAAAAAAAAAAAAAAAAAAAGUGAAAGAGGGCA
Molecule: messenger RNA, 1905 nt
Organism: Cherax quadricarinatus
Lineage: Eukaryota; Metazoa; Arthropoda; Malacostraca; Decapoda; Parastacidae
Source: RefSeq, a predicted model, not a curated record